This is a messenger RNA of Brassicogethes aeneus, 600 nucleotides long. NCBI's taxonomy places the organism in Eukaryota, Metazoa, Arthropoda, Insecta, Coleoptera, Nitidulidae. The record is from the annotation of a GenBank genome assembly.
GCCGUUGCCAACAAAAGUCAUAAGUUUGUUACCUACAAGUAAAAUAACACAACUCAAAAAUGAAUAACUUUUUAAUAUGUGUUUUUGCACUUUUAUGUGCUACAGCCUACGCUGGGACUCGCAUACCCUUGACUUCUGAAGAGAGGACCAUGCUAAAAUCCAAAUUGGAAGAGUGUCAAUCCGACCCAAACACCAAAAUCCCGAGGGAAAUUUCAGAAAAUCUUCAACAUGGAAAGUGGCCUGAAGACGAGCAACUAUUCGCAGGACUUUUGUGUUUUGCCAUAAAAACCGACAUGAUGUCUGAAAAUGGAGAUUUAAACAUACCCCACAUCAAAGAAGCAUGGGGUCGUCAUUAUCCAGAUGACAUUAAGAAUUUAGAAGCCUGUAUGGUUCAAAAAGAGAAUCCCAAAAGAACCGCUUAUCAUCUGUUAAAAUGUAAGCAAAAUGUGGUGGGAGUAAGCAAUGAUGCUCUUAAUGUUUUGAAUUCGCACUAAAAAUGCUACCCAAUUGGGUAGACUUAAGUCCAUGUGAAAAUUAAUUAAAAUGUAUUUUUUAAUUAAUACAUGUUAUAUUAAUAAUAAAUAUGUAGUUUUAUUUUGA